Molecule: messenger RNA, 1266 nt
Organism: Lactuca virosa
Lineage: Eukaryota; Viridiplantae; Streptophyta; Magnoliopsida; Asterales; Asteraceae
Source: the annotation of a GenBank genome assembly
AUGCCUAAACGUAAACACGCUUCCAUUCCGUCUUCCUCCUCUGCAUCGCCUGAUGGAUUCCUACGUUCUUCCCGCCGUAAGCGCCUUAUUAGUAUCUCGGCUAUGCCUCCAUUCUAUGACUGUGGAGAUUGCAUCUGCAUCUGCGAGUUCUGUGGAGCUCUUUUCUGGUUUGCUGAAAGAAAUAUUACCCAUUCCACGCUGCUGGAACUUGGAGAACAUCCACCAUACCUUCCAGUUUGUAUACAUAUUUUCUUACAUUUUUGUACCUUUUACCACAAAGAUUUCAUCGGUGUCCUUACAAAAAUACGAAACUGCACAAAAAAGAAUGGAGCACCUUUUGUGCUUCUGGUACUUACUGAUGAAAGCGGGGACGAACUGGCGAUCAACCUCUGGAAAGAAUGUACCAUCUCUCCUGAAAAAUUCAACCUUGAACAGCUGAUACCACCACCUGCAACAACGGUUGUUGCAGUCACUAACUUAAAAGCAUCAAAGAACGAAGGAACGCUAAGGCAUGGAUCAUCCAGUGCAACUCAUAUAUAUGCAAAUCCACAAAUUCCAGAGACAACAAUCCUUAUCAAUAGAUUCACAGGCCCCUGUAGACCAAUCCAAGCCCCAUCAGGUGUUCCAAUAACUUUGGAUAAAUUGACAACCAAAUCACGCUCUGAAUUGCAGGACAAAACCUUUGCAGUUAGAGGAUCCAUCCUGGAAAUCUCAUUCAAGGAUUAUUGGUGUCAAGUGAUGUGUCCUACAUGUAAAGAUCCGAUUUUUGAAAAAAGAAUGCAUUGGUUUUGCAGUGCCCAUGGAACAGUGCAGUCACCAACAUUUCUUUAUAAAUUAACCGCAAGAGUCACAGACAAUAUUGCCACCAUAACUGCAUCUAUCACUGACAAUGCCGCACGCAAGAUUACUGGAACAACUCCAGACAAGAUUUUCUCUGAAGAUAACCGCACGAACCGAAGAACUAUGCCUCCCAUAAUUAGCCAACUAAAAGGGUCACUGAAAAACAUAUCAAUUCAAUUGUUAAAAACAUCACCACCAGAAACUAUCCGUUUCUUGAUUGUAGAUAUGACAGACACCAAUAGCCUUACCCCAUCAGCACUUCCAACAACCUCUACACCUCCAUCUCAUAUGAAACACAUCACUUCCAAAGAUACCUAUGGUGAUUCAUCAUCAACUCCACAGACAUCAGACAGUAGAAGAAUGCUAUCAUACGAAACUCCAGAUGACACUCCACCACAGAAAGUACAGAAACAGUCUCACAACUAA